This is a messenger RNA of Arachis ipaensis, 2915 nucleotides long. RefSeq names its product phosphatidate cytidylyltransferase family protein. Gene Ontology annotation, biological process: dolichyl monophosphate biosynthetic process. Gene Ontology annotation, cellular component: endoplasmic reticulum membrane. Lineage: Eukaryota; Viridiplantae; Streptophyta; Magnoliopsida; Fabales; Fabaceae. Gene Ontology annotation, molecular function: dolichol kinase activity. The record is from RefSeq and is a predicted model, not a curated record.
GAUAGCAGACGCGACCCCUCCAAUGAUGCAGCACCAACUAUGAGGAUUCAUUGGACUGUGAAGCUAAUUGAUGCCCUUCUUCUGUACCCCUGCGAGAUGCUAGAAGCAAUGAGGAGCUCUUGCAAAAUCUCGAAUCCCCGCGCCUCAAAUUGGAUCCAUGAGUUGUGAUUCCUCCUGGAUGGUCUCUGAACACUGCUGCUAUGGCUCCGCUUGCUGUCUCUCUCUGAAAUGUAGCAUCAUUGUUGCAUUUUAUCCAAUCCUUGGGUGGUGGAUGCCAGUGGAACCGUCAAAAUGUGCUAUAAUUUUCCUUAUAUUGAAGAUGACCAUGAUUUAAUCUGCAGGCUGAUAACUAAUUAAGUUGGUUAGUUGGGAUUUUUUUUUUGGGUCUGGAGAUUUUCCCUUCCUGAUAGUUUUAUUGGGUCAGGCCUUUUAAAUAAUGGGCCAGUCCAGGUCUUCGUGGGAGCACCUAUGAGAUGAGAACACGUAGGAUUUGUGACGUGUAAUGUGGUCUCUAGUUUCUACCCGCCCACAGUAGUGGACCCUCCUAACGAACUACGCGCUUCUGAGUUCUGAAUUCCCACCAAACAUACUUCAUAUCAAAAUUCAUAUUCCUUUCAUCUUAAUGACAUAUUUCUAUCUAUACUACAAAUUAAAAAACCUUCAUUAAUAUCAUCACUGCGAGCUACGAGCUGCAACUCCAACUUCAACUUCUGAUUUGGAUUCUAUUUCUGAAUUUUUUUUGUCCAUGUCAACGACGACGUCUUCGUCGUCGUUUCUUAAUGGCGAGAGAGCCGUUGUGCUAUUCUUCAUCGCUCAUAUACUCUUCUCUCUCCCUUUCUCUCUCUUACUCUCCCAUGGCGUCCCUCUUUCUCUCCUCGCCCUCGCAGCCUCCUUCAUUGAGAUCAGCUACGACGCUGCCGCUUCUUCCUCUUCCCUCUUCCGCACCAGACGCGGUGCUUCUUCCGGAAUCCUCCUCGGCGCCGUGACUCUCCCUGCUCUUCUACUCUCCAAAUUGACGCAAUUAUCAAGAGGAUUCUCAUUGGCACAAGUUAAUCUUCAAGAGAUUCACUAUACGACAUUGCAAUACUGGGCAACAUCUGCCACCAGCUUCGUGGUGCUCGUGUUCCUCAGUUUUGUUCUGUUGCACCGCACUCCGCUUUCGCGUAAGGAUUGGGGUUUAGGGUUUGGCUUGUGCUUCUUGUUCUUGCAAGCUUCACUGUGCGUUCUGGCACUUGCUUCUACCUCCUCCCAAAGUGGUUUGCAACUUGCAUUCAAGCUGUCAUGGGUCCUUGGUCAUGGAUUGGCAGCAGUGAUGCUAAUUCAGCAUUUUCUUGGAACUUUUCCAUCUUGUGCUUCCAUUGGGGAAGUACUUUUGGUGACCGCUGGUAUUGUUCUCUAUUUUGGUGACAUGCUGUUGCUUACUGUUAUGAGGCUAUGUGGACUACUGAUGUCAUCAGAUUUGGUCACUGCAGAGUAUGAAACUAGUCGAAGUGAGAUAGGCAUCAUUAUUCAGGGACUGCUGCUUGGCCUUCUGCUAUAUCCAAUACCUUUCAAAUAUAUUCUUCGUGUAUGGGAAUGGUCCACAAAUACAGCUUCUGCUGAGUCAAAAAGAUACUGUGAGAUUAGAAGAUCAAUUAUUUUCAUUUCUCUCUUUGUAUUGGUCAUGGUUGGGAUUGUACCAUUAUGGAUGCAGUUUGUGCAUGAAUUUCAUCUGCAUCCUAUUCUCUGGGUACUAUCCUUUGUUUUGUCAGAUCCAUUCAAAAGACUAUCACUGUGUAUCUAUUGGGUUUGUGUAAUAUGUCUCUCUGUGUUAUAUGUCUAUGACAUCUCCAAGAACAGUAGGGUUGAGAGAAUUCUUCUGCGGAAAUACUACCAUCUAUUGGCUGUCUUGAUGUUUGUACCUGCUCUUAUCUUACAGCCAGAGUUUCUUGAUCUGGGUUUUGGUGCAGCUCUGGCAGUUUUCUUGACAUUAGAAAUUAUUCGAAUAUGGAGAAUCUGGCCUUUGGGACAACCAAUUCAUCAGUUUAUGAAUGCAUUCACUGAUCACCGUGAUUCUGAUUUUCUAAUUGUCAGCCACUUCUCACUUUUACUGGGAUGUGCACUUCCUAUUUGGUUGUCUUCUGGUUACAAUGAUCGACCCCUUGCUCCUUUUGCGGGAAUAUUGAGUCUAGGAAUUGGAGAUACAAUGGCAUCAUUAAUCGGGCACAAGUAUGGUGUUCUAAGGUGGAGUAAAACUGGCAAGAAAACAAUUGAAGGUACUGCAGCUGGUAUCACGUCUGUUCUAGCUUCUUGCUGGUUACUCCUUCUAUUGUUAGCAUCAAGUGGAUACAUUUUCACCCAGCAUUGGUUCUCGCUGCUUCUAUCUGUGACUGUUAGUGGUUUGUUGGAGGCAUACACAGCACAACUUGACAAUGCAUUCAUACCACUAUUUUUCUAUAGCCUUCUAUGCUUGUAGAUGCUGCAGCUUCUUCCUUCCAAAAAAUAGAAGUUUAUCUUGGAUGAGCGGUAUUCACUAUUCAACAGAAGUCUUGAUGAUUUUUUAGCAUAUGCUUGCUUUGGCAUAUUCUUUUUGUAGAUAACUGUUAACCAAAUGCUGACAGCAGUGACAAUAAUUAUUUGAGAGUUAGGGAUGGUAUACAUAGCCAACAUAGGAUUGUUGUAUCUCUCCACAGAAAUGAUAGUCAUAGGAAUAGUGUAAAAGGGGUGAUGCCCUACAUGGUAGCAUGCUAUUUAUAGGAGUCACAAUUUUUCAUUUUUGAUUGCCACGAUGAAAAGUGUGGAAAACAGUUGAAUAUCAAAUGAGUUUUCAUUUUCAUUCUUUCAAUUUUCUCACGGGCAUUGCACAGGUUAGGCGAGAGGGAGAGAGAGUGUGUACUUGUUGAGAAUAUGGAUAAUAAAACUGAAAAUUGCUAUCA